AUGGCCCUGAGAACAACAGGAAGUGUGUGGGUGGUCUUUCUCUGGUCUCGGACAGUGGUACUGGGUCAGGGUGACUGGGAUGUGACCUACUCCACUCAGAGUAUCUGUGUCUUGAAGUGGUCAGCAGUGGAGCUGAGCUGCACCUACAAGUAUCCAAGUGGUCAUAAAGUCUCAUCAACCUUCUGGUUCACAAAGAAAUAUGUUGUUUGGAAUCCUGCAAAUCUGUUGGUUGACCCAGACUACAGAGGUCGUGUGACGUACCGUAAUGAUGAGAAGAACAGCCACACCCUGAUAAUCACAGACCUGAGAGAGAGUGACUCAGCUGAGUACAUGUUCAGAUUCAUAACAGAUCAGUCUGGAUGGGUAUUUACUGGAAAUCCUGGAAUCACUCUGUCUGUCGCAGGUCUUCAGGUGGAGGUGAGUCCUACAGAGUGGUCAUACAGAAAGAUACUGACCUGUAGAACCACCUGUCCUCUGACUGGUAACCCCACCUACAUCUGGUAUAAGAACGGACAACAGAUAGAUGAGAGCUCCUCCCCCCAGUACAAAGACUCAGUCUACAGUAACCAUAGAGACAGUUACUCCUGUUCUGUUAAAGGUCAUGAGGAUCUCCACUCUCCUACAGUGUGUGUUCUGGGUCAGAUCUGCAACAGAGUGACUUACACCAAGAGGAGAAUCUGUGUCUUGAAGGGGUCAUCAGUGGACAUAUCCUGUACUUAUGUUGGUCGUAAUACGGUCACAUCAUCACUGUGGUUUAGUCCUAAACAGAGUGGUAGGUGGAGGGAUAAGUUGAUCCCUGAGGACCUAACCACAGACCCAGGGUAUGCAGGUCGGGUGGAAUAUUCUAACCAAGAGAGUAGUAGAUACAGAGGUACCUCCACCCUGAGAAUCACAGAUCUGAGAGAGGAGGACUCAGCUGAGUAUCGCUUCAUUUUUAAAACAUACAACAUUGAAUGGGCUCAUAGUUUCCCUGGAACAACUCUUACUGUCACAGAUGUUGUGUUGGAGAUGGAGCCUACAUCUGUGUCAGAGGGGAACAGGGUCACUCUGACAUGUACAACUAAUUGUAGUCUGGACCCCAACCCAGAAUACAGUUGGUAUAAGAAUGGACAGCCUAUAGAAAACACCAACACCAACUCUACUGUCCAUAUCCUCUCAGUCAGCAGUGAAGAUGCAGGCAGAUACUCCUGUGGUGUCAAAGGUCAUGAGACUCUCCUGUCUCCUGAAAAGACUCUCGAUGUCACAUAUUCUCCAAAGAACCCCUCAGUGUCAGUCAGUCCAUCUGGUGAAAUAGUGGAGGGCAGUUCAGUGUCUCUGACCUGCAGCAGUGAUGUCAACCCACCUGUGUACAAAUACUCCUGGUAUAAGAAGACUGUAACCUCACCAAAAGCAUCAAGACAGACUUACAGCAUCACUAACAUCACAUCUGAGGACAGUGGAGAAUAUUACUGUGAUGCUGAGAAUAAAUAUGGACGUCUCAACUCUUCCUCAGUGUCUGUGGACGUUCAUUAUGGCCCAAAAAUCCCCUCAGUGUCAGUCAGACUCACAGUGGUUGUUCUGGUUCUCAUCCUCUGUCUCUCUGGACUCAUCUGGUUCAGGAAGAAGUCCUCCCAAUCAACAUGUGAUGAAGGAAACUUCAGAGACACACAAAGCCAUGGACAGACAGACUCCAGUCCUGUGUAUGACAAUGUAUCAGACAUGGUCAUGACCUCUACUGCAGCACAGACAGCAGACACAGACAACCAGGAUGACCUUCACUAUGCCAGCGUCCACUACUCUUCCACCGUCCAACUGUCUCAACCUCAGGAAGAGGAAGUCCAGUAUGCUGCUGUGAAAUUCAUUUGUCCCAGUGCUGCCACCCGACCGGAAACACGUGGAGUUGAGGAGGAACCCACUGUGUUGUACAGCACAGUCAACAAGACCAGAACCAAGAGGACCUGAACACAACAAGACCAGAACCAAGAUGCUCUGAACACAACAGGAUAUGAACACAACAAGACCUGACCACAACAAGACCUGAACACAACAAGACCUGACCACAA
Esox lucius (northern pike) is the source of this 2042-nucleotide messenger RNA. Its product is annotated as B-cell receptor CD22-like. Bases 1 to 1941 code for a protein of 646 amino acids. NCBI's taxonomy places the organism in Eukaryota, Metazoa, Chordata, Actinopteri, Esociformes, Esocidae. The record is from RefSeq and is a predicted model, not a curated record. The transcript is spliced from 11 exons.